Messenger RNA from Cladocopium goreaui, 2595 nucleotides. The record is from the annotation of a GenBank genome assembly. NCBI's taxonomy places the organism in Eukaryota, Dinophyceae, Suessiales, Symbiodiniaceae.
GCGGAACUUCGUGACGAGCUCCAGCGCCCUCUCCCUGGGGUUACAGGGACACCACCAGGGCCGGCAGCGCCACCUGCCAGGCCCCUUGUAGGGGAGGCCAAGUCCUCCCAAAAGCCGCCGGCUGAGGAGGCUCCGAAAGACGCGCCCAAGGAGAGUGCCCUCAACCUGACCACCAAGUGCGGACCGCCUGCCCCGCCUGAAGGUCUAGCACCUGCGGCCCCAGCCUCCACUGCAGGGAAAGAGAAAGAAGAGCCUCAGGAGGAUCAAAAGGUGACAGAAAAGCCCAACGCAUCAGCCCCUGCCAGUGGAGCCAGUUCAUCAAGGCCCACAAGAGAGAAGGAAGAAGAGCCCGAGAGAAGUCCCCGGCAUAAGGGAGGCAGAGACCCUCCUAGAUCCAGAAGCAAGAAGAAGAAGGCCCGGAGAAGUCGAAGCCACAGUUCAAGAAGGAGAAGGCGCGAUAGAAGCCGCUCAGGGGGUGAACGAGACCGCAAAGAAAGGAAAGCCCGUGACGAGAGGCUUGAAGAUAAAGUGCAGUUGGUUACUGGAGCUGCGUCCAGUCUGGCCAACUAUGGUCUUGAAACUUGUUUCAUUGGUGAAAGUGCACUUGCUCGUGUCCGCAGUGCUGUAGUCAUGGCCAUCUGGAAUCAUCGCAGACGGUUUCGUUCGUCGCAUGCAGUGCUGUUGCUCUUCACUCAGUCGCACUUGACCGACCCUUUCCAUGCCCAGGUGUAUCAAUGUCUUACAACCUUGAAACGCUGCCUGUCUCAAAAUCCAGCAGUGCGUGCUAUUUGGGAACCUUGGUGGUUGAAAGCUUCUGGUCAUGACCCUCGUCGUCCUCGUGGCCCCGUCACCUUGUUGUGCAAUGUGGUUCGUCGUAUCAAGUGGUCCUGGGUAUCUGCUUGGACUCUUCGAACUCAUCAGGACAUUGACCUUGACCUUCUAAAUACAGACUCUGACUUGUUUGCGCAUCAUGUUCGUGAAGCUUGUCGUGUGCAUGGUUGGCAGCAGGCACUUGGUCUUCACAAGCACUUUGAAGGAGCCCAAUGUGGUGUUGAUCGCUCGGCCUCUGUUCACUUGUCUGAGCAGAGCUUUCUGUCGACUCAUGAUUGUCGUCUCCUUCGCUCAAUCUUGACGGACGCUGUGUGGACUGCUUCGCGCUUGUAUCAUGCUGGUCGACUCCAGACCUCGGCGUGUCCUUGUGGUCAUGACCACCAAGACAGGGAGCAUUUCUUUUGGUUGUGCCCUCACUUACAGGACAUACAAAGCAGGCAUGGUCGCCUUGUUUCUUUGCGUGCCGACACUGGACCCUGGCCGUCUUGUUUGCAGCUGUGUGGUCUUGUGCCCUUGAAUUUCGAGAUCCCAGGUUACAAUCACAUUCAACUGGCUCAUUUAGUGCAAGCUUACCUGCUUGAUGUGGCGCGUCGCUCAUGGGAUUUGGGUUGGCCGAAUUCAGAUGACAAACCGCAAGAGGAGAGUCAAUCCUCUGCUUUGCCUGUGGAACCCUUGCUUUUGAAGCUUCCGUUGGAACCACCCAAACUGUCAUCUACCACUUUUCCUUGGCCUGAACAGUUCUGUGUGGAUUUGCUUAGCUUCCUGAAGACCUUGACAUGGCCCAAGCAGCCGACCCCUAACGGCAUUUCGUGGGCAGAGUUGGUGGUGAAUUUUGAGAUUGUUACUGGCAAGGCACUUCCUCGCAACCCUGGUCGAAGUCGUGCUAGACACUUGCGUACAUAUGGUGAGGCAGCUGUGCCCCUGCUUGAGGCUCCUGACAAUCUUUACAAGAAAGUUUUGACCCUGUCCAGUGCUUGUCGUUCCUUUGCGCGCCUGAUCGGUGCACCCGUGGUUGUGGGCCGAGAGACUCGAAAUGUUUGUAUUCCUGGUUUGCCGGGAAAACACAGAUACCGUGGCUUGGAUCGUCGUCCAGUGAUGACCAUGGAUGCAGAGACUUCAGAAGCCAUUCGUGCGUGUUUGCAUGACAGGAUCGCGGUUGAGAUCAAUGUUUCCUCGGCAGAUAUCACUGCUGGUCAGACUGGUGCUGCAAAUCCGGUUGAGUUGGCAUACAAAAAAGUGCAUCCGCUCAAGUGGAACACACCUGUUGCUUCUGAUGUAGCCACAUCCGAGGCUGCUGGGGAACCUGUUCCACCUAAGAACAAGUGUGAGGAUCCGAAACCUGUAAAAGACACAAAGACUUCAGACAAUGACACCCAUGAUGCUACUAAGGUUGGAAACCGCUGGACAUGUCGAAAGUGCCCUUGCACUUCUACUGCAUCUAACAGUACGCGCUUCAAACAGGCACGGUGCCUAGGUGACCUUUGUCAUAACUUUGAGUUCAAGGCAAGUUUUGUGCAUGACAUUCCUGCCAAGCCCGAUUCCAAGGGAAACUAUGUGUGUAAGCGGUGCAAACGAAGUUCAGUGAAAAGUAGCGUUGCUCGGUUUGCCAAGACUCUUUGCUAUGGCUCACAUGCUACCAAUCGAAGUGAUGCGAUUCGUGCCAGUCGCUGUGCUGCUGGUUUGUCCUCCAAAGGACUACCUGACCAUGUUGCACCGCGAUUGCAGGCUUUGCGAAAGUCCAAAGUCAACAUGGAGCCUGAGUAA